Molecule: messenger RNA, 3531 nt
Organism: Pteronotus mesoamericanus
Lineage: Eukaryota; Metazoa; Chordata; Mammalia; Chiroptera; Mormoopidae
Gene: SESN2
Product: sestrin 2
Exons: 10
Coding region: 370-1815 (481 amino acids)
Biological process (GO): regulation of response to reactive oxygen species; cellular response to leucine starvation; positive regulation of macroautophagy
Cellular component (GO): nucleus
Molecular function (GO): oxidoreductase activity, acting on peroxide as acceptor; L-leucine binding
Source: RefSeq, a predicted model, not a curated record
GCUGGUGUCAGACCCCGGCGAGCGCUGGCAGUUCCACGGCGGGGAUGCUGAGGAGCGCUGGGUCCGCGAGCAGUCCUUGCCACUGCGGACUUCAGAGGCACUCUGGGCCGUGAAAACCCGUGCGCUGCGGCCGAACCCAGGCUUCCGAGGCCAUUCACCGCUCCAGAAGCCGGACGAGAGGAGAGUCCAGCGAGGCAGCGGCCGUUCCCGGAUUCUGGGCUUUCGGAGCGUUCUGGAACCCUGGGAGAUAGCCCAGGGUUCUAGAACCUCCCCAGCGGCCCCUAAUCCCGGCUUCCUGCGUGCGUCCGUCCACAACAGCCUCCGGUGCACUGGUCGUCGGCGAGCGGCGGCUGGGUCCUGGCGCACACCAUGAUCGUUGCGGACUCCGAAUGCCGCGCGGAGCUUAAGGGCUACCUGCCGUUCUCCCGGGGCGGCGGCGGCGGCGGCCCUGGAGCCGGAGAGGAGCAGAGGGAGAGGCGAGCCCGGGGAGGCCCCCGUGGGCCCAGCGCCUUCAUCCCAGUGGAGGAGGUCCUUCAGGAGGGAGCCGAGAGCCCCGAGCAGAACCUGGGACUGGAGGCACUGAUGUCGUCUGGGCGGGUGGACAACCUGGCAGUGGUGAUGGGCCUGCACCCCGAAUACCUCAUCAGAUUCUGGCGCCUGCACUACCUGCUGCUGCACACAGACGGGCCCUUGGCCAGCUCCUGGCGCCACUACAUUGCCAUCAUGGCUGCCGCCCGCCACCAGUGUUCCUACCUGGUGGGCUCCCACAUGGCCGAGUUUCUGCAGACGGGCGGUGACCCUGAAUGGCUGCUCGGCCUCCACCGGGCCCCCGAGAAGCUGCGCAAGCUCAAUGAGGUCAACAAGUUGCUGGCACAUCGGCCGUGGCUUAUCACCAAGGAGCAUAUCCAGGCCUUGCUGAAGACAGGCGAGCACAGCUGGUCCCUGGCCGAGCUCAUCCAGGCCCUGGUCCUGCUCACCCACUGUCACUCACUGGCCUCCUUCGUGUUUGGCUGUGGCAUCCUCCCUGAGGGGGACCCGGAGAGCAGCUCUGCCCCCCAGGCACCUUCACCCCCCAGCGAGCAAAACAGCCCCCCCAGCAGGGACUCGUUGAACAAUUCUGGGGGCUUCGAGGCCGCCCGAGACGUGGAGGCUUUGAUGGAACGCAUGAGGCAGCUUCAGGAGAGCCUAUUGCGGGACGAGGGAGCGUCCCAGGAGGAGAUGGAGAGCCGCUUUGAGCUGGAGAAGUCAGAGAGCCUGCUGGUGACCCCCUCAGCUGACAUUCUGGAGCCCUCUCCACACCCAGACAUGCUGUGCUUUGUAGAAGACCCCACUUUUGGAUACGAGGACUUCACCCGGCGAGGGGCUCAAGCACCCCCCACCUUCCGUGCCCAGGAUUAUACCUGGGAAGACCAUGGAUACUCACUGAUCCAGCGGCUCUACCCUGAAGGCGGACAGCUGCUAGAUGAGAAGUUCCAGGCGGCCUAUGGCCUCACCUAUAACACCAUGGCCAUGCACAGCGGAGUGGACACCUCCAUGCUCCGCAGGGCCAUCUGGAACUACAUCCACUGCGUCUUUGGCAUCAGGUAUGACGACUAUGACUACGGGGAGGUGAACCAGCUCCUGGAGCGGAACCUUAAGAUCUAUAUCAAGACAGUAGCCUGCUACCCAGAGAAGACCACCCGAAGAAUGUACAGCCUCUUCUGGAGGCACUUUCGCCACUCAGAGAAGGUCCACGUGAACUUGCUGCUCCUGGAGGCCCGCAUGCAAGCCGCCCUGCUCUACGCCCUCCGAGCCAUCACCCGCUACAUGACCUGACUCCUGCACAAGACCUGAGCCCGGAGCCGCUGACCCUGGGGGCAUCAUCGUCCCUGCAAGAACUUCUGUGUCUGGAGACAGACCUGAUCCCUUUCUGUCCCACACCCACUCCCCACACUCUGGGGGUGGACUUUUGUGUGACGUGCAGCCCUGAAGCCACGCCCUCCGUUUUCUCACUGGAAUGGACAGGAUUUCUGGGAUCUCAGCUUUGCCCCUGGGAUGUGGAAGAGGACUAGCGGAUCCCCAGAGGCCGUGCCCUUUCUCCUGCCCCUAAACCCAGAGGCAAAGGGCACAAGAAGUAAAAUGGGCUGACUUUGGCCUGUGUACCCCAGGGAGGGUCCCUGACACCACAAGUAGUAGGGCCUUCCUGGACUGCAAGGUCCCUGGCUGGCCCCCGAGGGAGAGAGGCAAACACCUCCAGGGACUGACACUCCAAGCAGCUUUCCUUUUCCUCCUCCCUCAUUUCCUCUUUCAUUUACCUGCCAUUCACCCAUCAAUGUGAAAGUCAGGGUCACAGCGGGUCUGUGCAUCCAGCUCCCCAAAAACCUGUUCCUGUCGGGCAGUCUGGAGGCCCCUUGUUUCUUGAUCGUCCCGACCCUACUUCACUUUCUUUGACCUCCUUUACCUUUUUACCCUUCUCUCCCACCCCUGGUGGUGUGAGGCCCUAGUACAAAUCUACAUCAAAAAGUAGAUUAUCAUUAGGGAAUUUGAGUAGCUCUGUUGGCCACUUUGCCUUUUGAAGACUAGGGAGUAUUAGAGUCUAAAUUCUCCGUAUUUUGGUCCUUAAUGGUUGCAGUUCAGACCUCUUCAGGGGCUCACCUCUAGGGCCACAGUCAGUGGCUGCGAGGAGGGGGAGGAGGGCGAGGCAAUCUGCUCUUCCCAAGAGCGGCACCUGCCCGGCACCCUACCCUGCUGUCUCCUGUGGCUCUGCUGCAGACAUUUGCCAAAAACUUGAUCCUUUUUAGGUGGCACAUGGCCCAGUGGGAGAGGCGGGAGACCCCAUGGUUCUUGUUUGGACCCUGCCACUGGCCAGGUGACCAUGGCGACAUUGCCAAACCUCCUUGACUUCUAUUUCCGAAGUUGCAGACUGAGGGGUGGGGCUAAGUUCCAUAUCUUGGGUUUCCCAAGCCAACCUGCCAAGCAGUGAACUGUAAAUCUUGCAGGAUUUUGAGGGCCCCUGGGGACCCCCACCCUUGCAGUCAGUCUCCAGUCAGUCUCCUGGCUACCUUCCAAGGACCAUCCAGUUUGUGUCCCCUCUCCUCAAUUUUAGGUGGAUUGCUUGGAGGCAGAAGCAGCCAAGGACUGAUCCCAGGCACUUUUUGUAACGAAUAAGCUGUGAAUUAUGACUUCCCUUGCCCUUCUUCUGGCAGUAUGUGACUCCUCUCUGACCAGUUUGGAGGUGACUGAAAAAAGGCCAAGAUGCCACUUGCUUCUGAUCCUCCUCCCUGGGGUGGGGCAGGAGAGGAGCCUGGUCAGUGUGUCACAUUUCAUACCCAUGCAGGCGUGGGGAAGUGACUGGCACCGCCGCAGGCCUCGAAGUCCACCCUGCAGUGAAGUUGGGCUGGAGGGAAGAGGCCCCCCACCCUGGGGUUUGGAUUCUAGAGGGGACAUGAUGACUCUGUAAAUGUCCUGUAGGUGGGUGGGGAGGGGUAUUCAGUGUUCAAGUACAGAAGUCUUUGGCUUUGCUACCAGUUCUGUAUGAUGAGAAAUAAAAGC